Molecule: messenger RNA, 731 nt
Organism: Tauraco erythrolophus (red-crested turaco)
Lineage: Eukaryota; Metazoa; Chordata; Aves; Musophagiformes; Musophagidae
Source: RefSeq, a predicted model, not a curated record
AGUCGGAGGACAUUGCCAGGAUGGCAAACUUCAAAGGUCAUGCACUUCCAGGCAGUUUUUUCCUCUUCUUCGGGCUCUGGUGGUCUCUGAAAUACCCACUGCUGUAUCUCAGCCAGAAACUAAAUAAGAAAUCCCACAGAACGUGGUUUUUCCAGCGCGUGGAUGCCAUUGAAGGAGGAAUCAAAAUCGUCUUUGCUCUAAUAGGGAUGUUGGCAGAGCAGUUCGUCCCGGACGGUCCACAUUUGUACCUCUACAGCGGGGAGAACCGCGACUGGGUGAAGCUGAUGAACUGGCAGCACACCACCAUGUACCUCUUCUACGGCCUCUCCGGCGUGGUGGAUGUCUUCACCUGCAUCUCCCAGGUGGUGCCGCAGGGGCUGGACCGCCUCAUGAUGUCCAUCGCUGUGUUCGUUGAAGGUUGUCUCUUUUAUUACCACGUCCUUCACCGCCCCAUGUUGGAUCAGCAUAUCCACUCCCUGCUGCUCAUCGCCGUCUUUUCGGGGGCCUGCAGCAUCAUGCUGGAGGUCUUCCUCCGUGACAACAUUGUCCUGGAGAUGUUCAGAGCCGGUGUCACCAUCGUCCAAGGAACGUGGUUCUGGCAGAUCGGAGUCGUGCUGUUCCGGCCGUGGGGAGGUACGAUGUGGGACGAGGAGGACCACAGCAACAUCAUGUUUCUCACCAUGUGCUUCUUCUGGCACUGGGCAGCCGCGGUGGCCAUCCUGGCUAUAAAC